Molecule: messenger RNA, 450 nt
Organism: Capsicum annuum
Lineage: Eukaryota; Viridiplantae; Streptophyta; Magnoliopsida; Solanales; Solanaceae
Product: putative calcium-binding protein CML19
Exons: 2
Coding region: 1-450 (149 amino acids)
Molecular function (GO): enzyme regulator activity; calcium ion binding
Source: RefSeq, a predicted model, not a curated record
AUGAACUAUGUUUCAUCUAAAAAGAAAGAGGAGAAGAAGACAACGACAAUGACAAUGACAACGACAACGACAACACCAGCUGCUACUAAUAAGGGUGAGUUAGAGAGGGUAUUUAUGUACUUUGAUGAGAAUGGAGAUGGAAAAAAGGUAUCACUAGUGGAGCUAAGGAGAUGUGUAAAGGUGGUAGGAGGCAAGCUGACAAAGAAGGAGACAGAGAUAAUUGUGAGGUUAUCAGAUAGUAAUGAGGAUGGGUUGUUGGGGAUGGAGGAUUUUGCAAAGAUGAUGGAAGGAAUAAAGGAUAAGAGGAAUAAAGAGAGUAAGAUAAUCAGAGCAUUUGGUAUGUAUGAAGAUAUGGAAGGUAGUGGAUACAUUACUCCUAAGAGCUUACAGAGGAUAUUGAGUAGACUUGGUAAGUCAACCUCCAUCGAUAACUACAAAGCUUUGAUUUGA